Molecule: messenger RNA, 1395 nt
Organism: Geodia barretti
Lineage: Eukaryota; Metazoa; Porifera; Demospongiae; Tetractinellida; Geodiidae
Source: the annotation of a GenBank genome assembly
AUGUCUCUUGCACUGUCUACAAUCGGCCCCAAAGCUGUAGACGACAUCUCGCAUGCGUAUAACGAACCGGACUGGCUGAGGAAGCACAGGAGAAACUCACUCUCGAUAUACGAGGAGCUUCCCAUGGAGACAUCCCCGCUGUACACAAAGUACACCGACGCCGGAAGGAUGGAUCCCCGGCAGGUCUCGAUAUCAGCAGACUCUGAUGGCAGCGUGCCUGAAUUUCUCAAAAAGAGGCUCGGGGAGCUGACAGGCGAGGCCUGCCUGGUCCAGAUGGGCACCGGCAUCAGCGCCUCGGUGCCCGAGGAGCUGCAGUCCCAGGGGCUUGUAAUCUCAUCCAUAGCAGACGCGCUCAAGAACAACGGUAGCCUGGUGAGGGAGGCGCUGGAGUCGUCAAACCCAAGGGAGGACAAGUUCACGGCGCUAAACAAUGCGGCCUUCAACUCGGGGUUCUUCAUUCACGUGCCACGGGGCCUGGUACUUGAGAGGCCAAUCCAUGUGGUGUCGUCGCUCUCCGUUGACGGCACAUCCACCAUAUCCCGAAACAUCAUAUCUGCCGACGAGGCGUCCCGUUCCACGAUAGUGCAGGAGAUCUACUCGCCGCACGCGCAAAAGCAGCAGGCGUAUCUCGAGCUGCUCAACGCAAGAGUGGCAGCGGGGGCACAAAUUGAUGCCACUACGCUCCAGGUCAUGGAUGCGGACUCGGUCAACUUUUCAACCCGCAGGACCGACGUCGGGCAUGACGGCAAGGUGAACUGGUACCUGGGCCUCUUUGGGGCAAUGCUGUCCAGAUACAGAAUCGACUACCACCUCAACGGGCCAGGGGCCGGCACCAGCGACUCGGAGGUCGUCUUUGGAAGCAGCAGCCAGUCAUUUGACAUACAGUCAAACAUCAACCACAACGCGCAUGACACCGAGGGCCGUGUGACCGAAAAGUCAAUCCUGAGGAACAGCUCAAAGUCGCUCUUCAAGGGAAUGAUCAGAAUAAUGGAGAAUGCCGCAAAAUCCAGAUCGUUCCUCUCGGGCCGUUCCAUACUGCUUGAUCCCGGCGCCAAGUCCGAGUCGAUACCCGGACUUGAAAUCUUCACCAACGAUGUCAAGGCCACCCACUCGGCAUCCGUUGCGCAGAUAGACGAGGAGCAGAUCUUCUACCUCCAGACUAGGUGCCUGAGCAAGCAGGAAGCGGAGAGGACCAUUGUGGAGGGGUUCCUGGAGCCCAUGUCCCGCAAGAUGUCCUACCAGGUCCGAGCAUGGAUCGCGUACCUCAUAGAGUCAAAGUGGGAGGGGAGGGAGCUCCGAAUCAACACAGACAAGGAGCUGACAAAAUUCGUCGAGGUGGAAGAGACGCGAUACAACGAGAAUGCAGAGAUUGAACAGCACUACAAGUACCGAUAG